This is a messenger RNA of Caenorhabditis auriculariae, 7156 nucleotides long. The record is from the annotation of a GenBank genome assembly. NCBI's taxonomy places the organism in Eukaryota, Metazoa, Nematoda, Chromadorea, Rhabditida, Rhabditidae.
AUGAUUUCCUUCAACAGGUGGGUAAAAAAUUCAAUUUUUUUGAUUUCGAAUGUUACAAAAUAAAAUAUAUUUUGUGCGGUUUGAGAAGAAUCUUAGUAUUUUGAAGCGAUUUUGCCAUUUUUCUUGUGUAGCUAAUUCACAGCUGGCUUGAGCCAUCGAGAAAAGGGUCCUGAGAAGAGAGUCCUUGGUUAGUGGAGAGCGCAGACACGCCACGCCCCCUCAGUUUCCCAAGUUAGCCUUGAGACGGCUAAUAGCUAAAUACCGGAUUUUUUAAAACUUGCGUGAAAAGAUUUAUUUAAUUCGCGUAAAAUGACUUUUUGUUUGCACGCCGUAACUCAAGUUUCAAAUGCCGACGUGGUGGGUAUUGCGAUUCUGUGGACACGGGCAAAGUCCGAACGACUAAAAAGGCCAAAAAAGAAGAUCCUAAAAAGCUCCUUUUUAAGUUCCUAAAAAGGUGUCAAAAGUUUUUCGGAAUCUCCUUUUUCCAUCUUUUUUUUCCGCCUUAUUUUUUUACCCCUCCUUUUGCAAUUAUUUUUGGAGUUUGAAGCUUGGAAACGCAUUCGUUUCAACCUUUAUGACAUCUGAAAUUAUUUUGUCGAAAAAUUAUUUUUAUGGAACUUUUCGUGAUUUUCCUCGUGAACAUUAGUUGGAGCGGGAAAACUUUCAACAAAAAAUUUUUCCGUUUUUUUCAAUCUUAAAAGUUGCACAGGUCCAAGAAGUCUGAAAAAGGCUGGUUGGACGCGCAAAGUUUUCUUAUUUGAAAAGAAUCCGGUAUUUAUAGGUUUUGGCUUUCAGUAUUUUUGAACUGAUUUUUAUAAUUCCCCUUAUUUUUUUCUUCCUAAUUGAGGAAUCGAACAAAUUCGGAAUAUUUGCUCAAAAAUAGUUUUUUCAGGAGUUUCCUGUGAAGGAGUUCGCUCAAAUGGUGGUACCACCCGAAGGUCGCAUCUUGCAAUUUUUCGUUCGAUCGCGUGAAAUAUGAAAAAUCAGUACGUUUGUGAUGAUAAAAAUCUAAUUUCAGCCACAAAAAAAGUUUUUUUUUUUGAGAUUUUUCCUGAAAUUGCCUUGACGAAUUUUCAUAAAUGAAUCGCUGUCUGAAAAGUUUCCUAUUUUGUUCAGAAAUUUUAGCCCUUGUUUUUUCUUUUUGAAGCUUCAGAAAUACAAAAGUUUGUUUUACCUUUCAACUCGGGCAAAGUGGGAAUGAUGAAUGAUGGCCGCUAAAAUGGAGAGGCUCAAAAAAAGCCGCAUAAAGGCAGCAAAAAGAGUUGCUUUUUCCAUUUUUCUGGGAUUUUAAAGGCUCAAGAAAUGGUGGAAGAAGGGAGAGGCAGCAAAAAUGGUGGAUAAAAGCUGAUGAAAUGGCUCAAAAGGCAGCAAAAAAGGAUCCCUUGUCACCCUGAAAGGAACAUUUAUAUGGGGUCUUUUUACACUCUUUCCGACUUGCCGUUAAACUUCGGACUCUGAUUUCAGGGUUCUUGGCAAAUUGGAACUGUACUUCGUAACACGCCAGACCUUGGAACGUGUCGCGGAAACUUUGGAACCGCUUAUUCGGCAGAAUAAAACGGAGAACAAUGAAUCAAGGUCUGUUUUUGAGAGGGAAAAUGGAGGCAAAACUUGAAAAUUCAUGAUUUUCCUCUGCUCAUCGUUGCAAGACUUUUUUUUUUGUGAAAAAUCGGUGAUUUUUUUAAUUUUGUGGCAGUUCGGCGCAUGCAGAAGCGAAAUUUUACGAAAAAGCCAAUUUUCCGUAAAUUUAUCAAUAAUAGAAAAAUAUUUUAAGACGUUCGAUUCCUUCCAAAAAUCCUGUACCAACAGAUGUCUUCUUGAAGGAUUAUUGUUCGUCAUCGGACGGACUGGUAAUGAAUAGAAAAAAUCCCCCGAGAAAAAUGUUCUUUUACAGACAAAGUACCAAUUGAGUAGCUAUUUGAUGUGCCCUAUCCGUCCGAAUAAUCCAACUGUUCGCGCCGUCAAGAACUUUUAUCUCGACGAUAAAAACGGCGGAAGCCUGAUUUUCGAGUAUACGAACAUCAAAAGGGAAGUUCAACAACAGGUGAUUGAAAAGAAAUUUUUUUUAAUCGAGUUUUUUGAUCCGUAAGGAAGGUUUUUCAUAGCGUUUCGCGGUAAUGUGUUUCAAAGGAAUUUUUUAAAAAACAGUUUUAAAUAGUCUUUGGAAAAAAAACCAGUCCAAAUGAAGCUUAAACUUUUAUUAUCGUACUUAAAAUUUGGUGGAAUUCUUUCGAAUUAUUUUUGAAACUGUAUGAAGAAAGAACACUUGGAGGAGCUCACCAUGAAAUUGUCCCUGGUCACAGUGAGAUUUCCGAAUGGGAAAUAGUUUACUAGACGUACAGUACCGUCAGAAAAGACACCAAAAAACCGAGUUCCAGCCACAACUUACUUGUAAGGAAUUCAAUCUUUCUGAGAUUUAUUGGAGUUGUGAUUAUAGUUAUUUUUAACAAUCUGAUGAAGUUCCAGUUCACAGAAAUUAAAACUCAGCUUCAGAAAGAUUGAAUUCUUUAGAAGAAAUUUGUGACCAAAAUUGCGUUUUUCGUAUCUCCUCUGACGCUACUGCAGUUUCUCACGCUGAUUGGAAGUCUGAACUUCUCGCUACUGUUGCUUCAGACCGCAUCGCAUUAAUUUUUGGCGAAGCUUUGAAAAAUCAUAUCCACACUUGAAAAAAAAACGAAAAAAUAAUUAUUGGCUCUCUUUUAGCAGUGGUACAAGAGCCAUAUAAAAGUGAGAUCUUUCGGCGAGACUGAAAGUUUCGACUUUUGACGGUCAAUAACUUUUUUCACAGACCUCCGCGGCAGUUUUUAAGAUCAGAUUUGGAAUCAGCAUCGAAAACUGAGACCAGACAUUCCAUGGUGAAAGACUCGCGAUGCCUUUUUAGGCGGCAAUUCGAACUCACUCCUUCCUCUCUGAACGAUUCUUCUUGUUAAUAUCAAUUGAUAAAUGUCAAGUAGUGCUUUGAGUGAAGAUGAUUCCUUCAACGUGAUAAUUUUCGGCGCAAAAAACGCAUCGCGACCGCUACGCACAGAAACACUCAGAACUCCGCCGCUUCAAGCCGAUGAAAAAAAUAAAUUAUAUGAAAUAUUGCAGACCUUCCCAAUGGACAGUUUCAACAAGUUGAUAAGACCGCGGAAAGGGUUUCUCAUGGAACUUUGGCUCGACCCCGAAUGCGAAUUUAACAAAACGGAAAAAGUGUAUGUUAGGCGCAAACUUGUUCUGCGCCAUUCGGGUUUAGGAUGAGUUGGGAAAAAAAAAGGGCGUUAUGAUAACUUUUUCUAUAAAUCAAAUAUGUUGUAAAACACGAUUUUUAAGAUUUUUUGAAAAAAACAAUAGAAUUGAUGAUAAAUUCAAUCAAACAAACGCCAUUUUCUUGAUUUUCAAAAAAAAAAAACUUUCUAGGCCAAGCUUUCAAGUAUAAAAGUUCAAUCCAAACUUUCAAGUUUUGGAAAAUAUUGAGAGAUUGCUUGGUGAAUUUUUGAAGAAUAUAGUUGUUAGACGUCAUUCGUCCCAAUUUGAAACAGUCUGACCCGUCUGCGCCCUCUUUUCUCUCACAAAGGAACGAAACAGCGUUUAAACACGAGAGAUCGCAAAUGGAUCGACUUUUUUCAAAUAUUGGCGAUCAGGAUGAACUUUAUAAGCCUUCAGCUGUGAGCGAUCUCAGAAAAACUGUCCUUGUUCAGCUUUUGAAUUGUAUAAAAUAGUCAAAGAUAAUUAUAGAAGUUGUUUUUUUGAUUUUUUCAAGAAUCCGAGUCAUUUUUGAGUGCACCCAACAUAGCAUUUAUCUUUUUUCAUUAGGAUUAUUAACAAAACUUCUUCCUCAGAUUUUUUUACUAGUCAUGAAACUCUCAUCCGCCUAUUUUAGGGCCCUGCAAAAGAUGAAAUUGUGUUUUGAAACCCGUUUCGACUUGGAAUGCGUCGCUGAAGCGUUGGACACUCUGAUGAGGCGUGAUAGAAGACCGAAAACACGGCCUAGGUCAGUUUUUGGAUGGGAAGCAAAAAAAUCAUACAUGGGAUGAGCUGGACUGGUAGCAAGCAAUUUUAAUGUUUCCUGACACUAUUGUGGUAACGCGUCGUGAAGCGAUUUUUGCGAGAAAUAUGAAUAAUUUCCAAUGAAAACCGCCUUUUACUGUUUUUUUUUCUUUAGCUUUCUUUUUUGAACUGUCAUUUUAGUCAGGCUUUCCUCAUUUUUUUUUACACUCGCGUUUGGAUUUUUGUAUUUCUCGCCAAAAAGCCGCAACGCGACCGUAACAAGUUACGGUAGUUACGUCUUUCAAACAAAAUAUGGAUCGUAAAAAAAAUGAUAUAAUUUCAGCGUUCCUGUAUGUGUACAUGUCGAGAAUCUGAAAACACGCCGGACCUUGGAACUUGGGGCAGAGUCUUUGGAAUCACUGAUUUGGCAGAAUAGAGUGGAGAAAAAUGAGCCAAGGUUUUUAAGAGGAAAUAUCUAGAUUUAUGAAAGAUGUUUAUAGGGUCAUAACUUAUGCCUAUGAAAAAAAUUUUUUUGGGAUUGUUUUCUUUUUAGUUCGCUCUUCAUUAAUGUAAUUUUUUUCUGAAAAAGUUGCUGAUCAUCUGAUUUUUUUGCAGUCUGAGCGGCUUGACCCGGGCUAGCCCGACUAAGGUUUCGGGACUUGUGCGGGCUCAGGUCGGGCUAUGCCUCGAGAAAGUUUCACCAAAAAAAUUUUGCACCGAAAAAAUUUUUUUACCGGUUUUUUUGCUUAAAAAGAGGGCGGAGGGGAGGGGGAGGGGGCAUGGGGUUGGAAAGGGGCUGACUGGGCCGGCCCUCCCACAAGCUUGAUUCUGACCCAUUUGCAUUUUUAAAAAGUUGAAAAAAAAACGCAUUUAAAAUCCGAUAAUCGUGUUUAGUAAUUGAAAUCUUUUGAGCUUUCCCGAUUCUUCCAAGGAUCCUGUACAAAAAGAUGUCGUCAUAAAUGAUUCCAGCACGACGUCGAAGAAACUGGUAAUUAAAUAAGUUGCCCAGAAAAUGUCAGUAUUUUCCAGAUGGAUUUCAAUUUGAGUAGCUAUUGGUUUUGUUUCAAAAACGGAGAAAAUACACCUUGUCGUGACGCCAAGAAGCUUUUCAUCGAUGGAUCGGACGGCGGAAGGAUGAUUUUCGAUCCCAAAAUCUUUUCAGAAGACGUUGAAGAAAAGGUUUUUUUUUAGAUUUGUCGGAACAAUUUUCAAGGAAAUUUGAGUAUUUUGAAAAAUAUCAGCUUAUUUUUUUAACUUCGUGUCAAAAAACGCUGCGCGACCGCGACGCGUUAUUACGGUAGUAUCAGGGAUUGGGAAGAAAACGGAAAAUUUCAUUUUGUUUGAAUUUCAGAGAGGAAAAGGUUUUUGACAUUGAAAGUCCUCAAAAUUUGAUGAAAAAGUUGAAAAGCCUCAUUUUUCACAUAGAGAUACUAGAUCGAAAUCGGUUAUCACCCAAAAAAGUGAUCAAGAAACGAUCAAGACCAUGUUUUUGAAACAUUUUUUUAGUCUUCAGAGAAGGAUCUCUUCUGAAACAUGGAUUAGUUGAAGAGUUUUUUCUCGGUUCGUAAAACUGUCGCUGGUCAAGAACGACGCCUAGAUCAGCACGUUUUUUUUGUGAUUGUGCACGGGCGAAUCGGGAGGGUACCAAAAUGUGUUCACAAAGUCAUCUCGGAGGUACUUGAGAGUUUAUCUCAUUUAGCUGCUCAAAGUCCUAAGAAGUAUACUCGAGAUACCAUCUUGAGACUUCAGAACCUGCGAUAUACCUCGAUUCGCCUAUGUAGUUAGACGAUUUUCGAAAUUUCCGAAGAUCAGCUGCUUAUCCAUAUAGGGAUAGUACGGCAACCAGCUUGACCAGGGCGCCGUACUGUUCGAAAUGAUACAAAAAUUGUAUAGUCUGUGUACCACGACUUGGAAUUUCUCCGAACGACAUUCCGCUGUGCCGCUGCGCGCCUUUGCGAAUCUUGGUCGCGCUUUCAAUUUUUUUUUUCUUUUAUCAAGGUACUCUACUUUCAUGGGCUCCCACAGCAUUAAUAAUCAAUUGAACGUGUUACCUAGAUUCAAAGACGCUUCGCGAACGCACGCAGCGGAACAGCGGAAUGUCGUUCCGUUAAAUUUCAAGUCGUGGCACACAGACUAUAUUUAGGUAAAGGUUGGGAAGCUUCGGCUUUUGGUUUCUCGGUAUGCGUUUGGAAGCUUUCCAGCAACCUAUAUUCGAAAGACGCUUCGCGAACGCACGCAGCGGAACAGCGGAAUGUCGUUCCUUAAAAUUUCAUGUCGUGGCACACAGACUAUAAAAAAAUACCCUCAAAAUUAGGUGUUCCUUGCAUUUUUCAAGCAUUUCAGGCGUUGUUCGUGAAGGAUUUCGCUCAUUUCCUGAAACCGCAGAACGGCCGUGUCAUGGAACUGUUUUUCGACCCACAUUGUGAUCGUGUCAAAAAUGAGAAAACGUAUGUUUUCAUUUUCGAGAAGAAAAAAAGCCUAUAAAUGAUUUUUGGGCUGUUUUUUUUAGCUUCCUAUGGGGAGAUCCGACCCGCAGAGUUGAAAUCUAGUGAAAAAUAUAGGAAAAAUGGUUUUUUGGGGGCCGGGUCGACCCCGGGCGGUCCGUAUUAUCAACAGCGCUGACCUAAUAAUUUCAGGGCCUUGAAAAGCUUGAAAUUGAGUUUCGAAACCCGCGAGAACCUGGAAAUCGUCGCGGAAGCUUUGAAAGUUUCCAUGACGCCGAAAGAAAAUGAAGAGGAAACUUCAAGGUUUGGUUUUUGAAUGAAUAUGAGAAAAAAGAGUGAUAUUUGGACCCGGAGGACAAUAUUACUUGAAAGAAGGUUCAAGAAAAAUUCUCCUAGCGCAAUUUUGACGAAUUUUUCUGAUAGUUCUUUUUUGAACAAAUAAAAAGGUUCAGGAAACGGUCUGAAUACUCGAAAAAGUGAGAAAAGUAUUUUUUUCUAAAUACAAAUCAAUGUGAAAGUAGGAGAUUCGACAAAAAUCAUUUAAAAAAAAAUCUGAUCAAUAUCUCCAAAAUCAUUUUUUUUACUGGCCUUUUGAAGCAUUUCCUCACGAAACUUUAUUUUUUUCAGCAUUUUUAAAUCAAAAACGAGCCUCAGAAAAUCUCUAAUUUUAAAGUGCGACUCUUCCGAAAAGAGUUCGAGCAAAAAUUUGCGUGUUCCACCGCUUCGAACAGUUCAAUAAAGAAUAA